Molecule: messenger RNA, 4656 nt
Organism: Portunus trituberculatus (swimming crab)
Lineage: Eukaryota; Metazoa; Arthropoda; Malacostraca; Decapoda; Portunidae
Exons: 7
Coding region: 865-2679 (604 amino acids)
Biological process (GO): interstrand cross-link repair
Cellular component (GO): Fanconi anaemia nuclear complex
Molecular function (GO): protein binding
Source: RefSeq, a predicted model, not a curated record
UGUGAACUUGUGAAGGAUAAUCAUAAAAUAAUAUAGUUAAUGACAUUUUGUUUGUCACAAUGUAGAUGAAAAGGAUAUACAUGCGUAACAUCAUAUCAUUGUUAUCAUUAUUUACAAAUGAUCAUGAAUGAUAUACGUGUCAGAAAAAUUACUAAAUGAAUAUGCAAUAAUAAUGAAUAAUUGGAUGCACUCUUCCAGAACGAGUUUCUUUCAUAUACUUAAAAAACUUUAUUUAAAAAAGAUUAACUUAACAUGCAUUUUAGCUAAGAGAAACAUUAAUUGGAUAAUUUAAUAUAAUUUUCUAGUUAACACGAGUAUGAAUGAAACGUGAUCUAAAUAUGUGAUGAUCGUGAUUAUAACUUAUCUCAGAAAAAAAAACGAAUGAAAUCAAAAGCGGCUCUCCCAUUAUGAGAGAGAGAGAGAGAGAGAGAGAAUGGUAGUAGCACUGUUGAGUGUUGACAUUGAGAUAAGCAUAUAAAUCGAUGACGUCAUAAUCAAUUACUUCUCCAAGUCACAAAUCGCAUUUAACACAUAAAUGAUAAGCUUUGGAAGGUGGACAUUAAGAUCACAACAAGGAUAGCUAAUGGUGCAUAAGGAUGGCGCUACAAAAAAAGCUCUUGUAAAUGUUAUUCGGUGACGGAUGACAGGGUAGCUGGUGACGCAAGGCGAGGCCGUGACGUCAGAGGCAGAUGGAUGUUGCGCGGGAAAGGGAACAACCGUCUCUUCUCUUCCUCCGCUGCGCAGGCUCACCACCACCGCGUCUGCCCUGCGUGUCCCAGCCCCGCGCCUCUCGGGGCCAGCCAGGAGCCCCGCCGCCACCACGGCAACACACACUAACCAGCUGAUGCUCUACAGGAGGCAGCGAUGAUGGCGGAUGGUGGCGGCGGUAGCGGCGGCGGCGGCGUCGGUGGAGGUGGAGGUGGAGGGGGCCGCCACCGCUGCCGCCAUCAUGGGGAACAAAGGAGUGGCGUCCCAACGGUCGUGGAGGACAGAAUGGAGGCCGCUCACCCUUCCCCCGGUCCUGGGUCUCCUCGCCUGGCUGCCCUGAGAGGCCUCCUACCUAAAGUACUGAUUGGUCAUGAACCAGUCUCUGCACUGGAGAAACUGGCAGACUCCUGGCUACUGUCUUGUCCUUCAAAAAGCAGCUUUGGGGAGGAAUGUGAACUAGUUGUCACCCUGUUGUAUGCCAUCCUUGCUGUCCCCAGUAGUGGCACCCUGCUGCUUCCCCAGGAUAUUGCCUCCACUUUUUUUGAAAGAUGGAUGGAGGACGGGGGCAAGAUGCAGUUGUCUGAAUUGAUGAACUUCCUAAAGCUAGAAUGGAAGUGUGGUGCUACUCAAGUGUUGUUCUUGUUGUGUGCCAACUUGAUGCCUGAAGACUGGGGCCAGCCAGUAUUACAGGUUGAUGUCAGUGCCUGGACACAGGAAUGGCUGCCUAAUGUAGCUCCUCCUCCUUGGUUGUUGAAUGUUUUAGGUUCUAGGGAAGACUUAACAGAAUUUAUUACCCUUCUGAGGGUGUCUGCUUUGUUACUGCAGGGUGUGCCCAUCUCACAAACAGAGUGGGAGGUAUCAUACCUUGGAACACUGACCAGAUUCCUCUGUGCCAUAAGUCAGUACCAGCAAGGUGAUUACAGUCGCAGCUUGGACACAUUACAACACAUAAGCUAUGUGACGUGUGAAAGGAAAAUACAAGCAUGGGUUUUGCACCUUAGAGGACUGGAUCUGGCCAAGUUAGGGAAGCCUCACACUGCAUUAAUGAAACUCCAGGAUGCUGUGGACAGGAGCCCAGCUAGUCUUCCUGCUCUUUACAAUAUGGCAAGAAUCUUCCAAAGUCUGGGCGAGCAAAAGGCAGAACUAGAUGUACUGGAUUUGCUGGUGAAGAGUGGGAGAGGAAAGACAGAAGAACCACAAGUAAGUCUUCAUUUCUCCCUGCUAGCACUGCACCACACUCCCAAAAACUUCAUGAACAGAGCCCAGUACUAUUUGUCCUGCAGGUAUUUUCAAGAAAAGAAAUAUUUGGAAGCUGCAGAGAACCUGAAGUCACUGGUAGAUAAGAAGGCAUCUUACAACAGAUUGCAUGUCCCAGCUCCCAGGUCACUAUUGAGGCCCGAGGACAAUCUGCCGACUCUGCCAGCCUAUAGUGUGUUGUUGGUGCUGGCAGCCAUGGCUCAUGUGUCCAUUGCUUCUCAUCAGCAUGCUCUGGGAAUUCUUAGCCAUUGGUAUACUGCAGCAGAAGCCAUUGGUGGAUCCAACUUCUACCAUGACUGUCCUGAAGAUAGAAUGAAGGUGGUUGUGUCAUCUGCAGGCCAGGUAUUGCAUGCACAGACACUGAAGGCAUUGGGCCAGGAAGCAGAAGCUCUCAAGGAAUUUAUAAGGCUGGAGCAAGUACUGUGGUGGGUAAGAGGAGUUGAUGAUGGUGCUGGUGAUUCACCAAAGAAGUGGGACACUGUUAUGCUGCAUAUAAAGACUCUUGUAUACAAGAUAUUGUCAGAGAUGCACAAAGCCAGAGGCAUCUCCCAAAGUCACCAUCAUUACAGACGGCUUGCUAAACAGUGCCUUGAUGUCCUGCAAAAACUUCGACAUGAUGUCAGUGGGCAAGAUUCAUAUCCUGACCACCUUGCAUUGGAUGUUAUUCACAAAUAUUUCAAGAACUUUUUAGUUGAUAACCUUAUGGUACAAUAGAAUAGCAUUAGAUCCAUUGAUAAAUUUAUCUGCUUUUAUUGUUAUAUAUUAUACAGUAUAGGGAAACAGCUGUACUUGCAUAGACUAUUCUGCCUUCAUUUCUAACAUUAGUUGUAAAAUUCUAGUAUAAUCCUUGCGUGGAUAACUUUUUGCAUGUAGGUUGUUUCAGACUUUGUGAUAUGCAUAUUUUAUCAGAGGCAGAUUGGAGGGAAGUUGUGGGCAGCUUUGUAUUAUAUUAGAUUUCACAAAGUUUUGCAUAUUAUAACUGAGACAGGUUGUUUAUAUCAGUGAUUUCUAUGAUAUGAAUGUUAGUGUGUGUGUGUGUGUGUGUGUGUAUAUAUAUAUAUAUAUAUAUAUAUAUAUAUAUAUAUAUAUAUAUAUAUAUAUAUAUAUAUAUAUAUAUAUAUAUAUAUAAUGUAUAAGUUAGUAAAUUGUAUGGAAAAGAUAAAUAGACAAGACCUGGUAGCACUGACGGAGGAUGGGAAUAGACGAACAACAGGACAUUCCAAGAACAUCAUGAAAAGUUAGUGUCUGAGGAACAUCAAGAAUUUCAGUUUUCAUAUGGAAUGGAUUGAGCUAAGAGAUUGUAACAGCAGAAAGUGUGCACAAAUUCAAGGAAAAAUUAGAUUAAUGUAGAUAUGAAGACAGGUCAAUGAACCCUGCUCGAACCCUGUAACAUACAACUAGGUAAAUACACACACACACCGCUUAGUAUAGUGGUUAGCACCCUCGGCUCACAAUCAAGAGGGCCCGAGUUUGAGGCUUGGGAGUAACGAGGCAAAUGGGUGAGCCUCUUAAUGUGUAACCCCUGUUCACCUAGCAGCAAGUAGGUAUGGGAUGUAACUUGAGGGAUAGUGGCCUCGCUUUCUUGGUGUGUGGUGUGGUCUCAGUACUACCCAAAGAUCAGUCAGUAUGAGCUCUGCUGAGCUCUUUCCGUAGAGGGAAAGGCUGGCUGGGUGACCAGCAGGCAACCGUGGUGAAUAGCACCAGAUGCCCAGCAGGACAGCAGCCUGAUGUAUGUUGUGAGGUUUUGUCAGAGGCAACUUACAUGAAAAAAAUCAUCACUUGUUAGAGUUAUAAAAGCUUUAUUGUUUCUCUGUCAGAGAUUUAUUGUCAGUUUAUUUGUACUUUGUGUUUUGUUUGUCCAAGCUAAUGUCUAGCUAAGGAAGCCAACUCUGGAUUGGUUGCGUCUGUCUGGGUGAUGCACAGUAAAUUUUACUUUACUUUAUAUUGAUUUUGUUCACAAUGACAUUUUAGAGAAAUAUAAUUUUGCUAUCAUUGUGGACUAUUGUCCGUUUUCUAUUUUAGCCUUUGGUUACACUACAGGACCUUUCAUCUGUUGUAUGUUUAUAAUUUUAACCUUAUUCAUUCGUUGCAUUCCAUUUAUAUUCACAGCAAAUAUUUGUAUAAUUUUUAAAAUUCUGGCAUUUCUAUAUUAUUUUUAGUUGUUUACAAAAUGCAGUAGGGGAUUUAUUUACAAAUAUUGCACAUUUGGGAAAAUACUUUGUAAAUUGCUUUGAAAGAUGUUCUGCAAUGAUUAAAAAAUUUCAGUACUUCCUAUUCUUAAGAAUAGGAAAUAUUUAUUUUUUUAAAAUCUUAUAGAUAGGCAAUUGGUUCUUGAUUGUUCAGGUGUGUGAUUUUGUAAUUAAUAUUGGGUAUUAAAUGAAAAUCUUAUAUAUUAAAAGAGCAAUGUUUUUCUUUUGUACAUUAUAACAAUUAUCAAAAUCAACAGCCUGGUUGGUGUGCAUGAGGAUCCCAGCUCAGGCCAACACAGUCAUUCACUGCUGUGCAUUACCUGAGGAAAUGCUGCUGCACACCUAAACUCAUCAGAAUAUAUUUAUUAAUGAGGUAUAAUGGAAGCCAACUUUACAAGGGGAACAAAAUGUGCACCAUUUGAUUAUUCUGUGACAGCCUUAUUGGUUACUGAUAUGAGUUUCUGGGAUCUUGUAUCACACUAGUUCUUGGUAUUUACUGCAA